AUGCUUCGGCAGAAAGCUUUAGUUGGGGUCUUAGGACAGGUUAAUACCGCUGAAGUAACUGGAACUCUUCUUUUCAACCGAGAAGGAUUGCUCCUCGCCUACAGUGGAGACAAAGAAGGCAAAGAUGCCUCUAAUGUAACUGCCGCUCUUAUCUCAAGCAUUUGGGAUUCGUUUGAUCGUAAAGAUGAACUGCGAGAAGCUGUACUCACCUUAGAAGAUGGCAUUCUUGCUUGUACCAAAGUUUCUAAUAUGCUUAUCGCUUUAAAAGCAACUCCUAACGCUAAUUUGGGUUUGAUUCGUAGAAAGUUACAAACCCUCGCCGAUUAUCUUGAACAACCACUUUGCAUCGUCAGUAAAAGUCCUUGA
Molecule: messenger RNA, 366 nt
Organism: Auanema sp. JU1783
Lineage: Eukaryota; Metazoa; Nematoda; Chromadorea; Rhabditida; Rhabditidae
Source: the annotation of a GenBank genome assembly